CUUUCUCGCUCCCGUACCCUUGACUAAUUGGCAAAACUGAUACCUGUCCAACACCUGCUGUAUCGCUCAUGAAAAUGAAUUUCUUGGCCAUUACUGUGGUUUUUGGACUAUUGGUUGGGGCAUUGACCCAAGUGGUACCCGAUCCGCUACCAGCUGCCAUCCUACCUCCAUGUGACUCCCAUGUGGUGGAGGCCGCAGCUUUGGUGGCUCAGGAUUACCUCAAUGCCCAGCAUACGCAUGGAUACAAGUAUGCUCUGAACAGAAUUGAAGACGUCAAAAUCAUCUCCAAGCCUGACGGAAAUGACACCUAUAUCCUGGAGGUUGACCUGCUGGAGACUACCUGCCAUGUGUUGGACCCCACUCCGGUUGCCAACUGCUCUGUUAGGACCAAAGUGCAUACAUCAGUAGAAGGAGACUGUGAUGUGAUUUUGAAGAAUGCAAAUGGAGUGCUCUCCGUCACAGCGUUCAAGUGCAAAACAGAAGAAUCAACGGAGGACAUGUGUUUGGGCUGUCCUACACUGCUGCCCUUCAAUGACACUGCUGCACUGGCGUUUGUCCAUACCUCUCUGGCCACUUUCAACAACCUAACGGUCAAUUCCACAUUCACUCUUAUGGAAGUCGGAAGGGUGUCAUCACAGAUUGUGUCUGGUGGAUCCAUGUAUGUGGCAGAAUAUGUCAUAGUGGAGGCAAACUGCACUGACGCUGAUUGCAUACCCCUGGCUGACGCUACAGCUCAACGUGGUUUCUGUACUGCAAAAGGUUCAAACCUUGGACACACAGUGGACUGCAAUAUGUUUGCCAUUCUGACUCCACCUGUUGAUGUAAACGGCACUGCAGCUUCUGGCCCUGCCUUGCCACCAGUGGGCCACGGCCAGGCAGGCGUCCUGCCAGCUAUGCAUGGUCACCGCUACCACAAACUCACCUCUCUCCAUGACCCCAAUCUCAGUGGCCUUCUGUCUGCAGAGUCAUUUGAGUCAGACGAGGUGGUGCCUGUGGCACCUGCGGUUAUUCUGGCUGCUGACCCUGCACCACCUACCGACUCCUCGGCCAGCGUCGAGGCCCCUGCUGUGGUGAAAAGGGAAGCGCCUGCACCCGACCCUACUGUUUAUAUUCCUAUUUUUAAAGCAGCACCCAUUUUUCAGGGACCAAGAUGCCCAGGGAGGAUCAGACAUUUCUAAGUGUUCAAGUCCCUUUUCGAAGACUAUCUGCUUGCAGUGUUUUAGUGACAGUUGUUUUCAUGUAAAUCCACUCUGGCCCAGAUUUGGAACUUUGGCCUGUAGUUGGUAGAUAAAUGUACAAACACUAUAAACCUGUCAAGGAGAUAUGUUAUCAAAUUUCCAUGGGUCAUUUUUGGUACAAACCAAGUGUUGAUAAGGUAUGUUAGGAAAUACUCUGCUAAGCAAUUGUUUAAAUUUAUGAUAAUAAAGAUUUGAAACAUAUACCACUG
Molecule: messenger RNA, 1447 nt
Organism: Lampris incognitus (smalleye Pacific opah)
Lineage: Eukaryota; Metazoa; Chordata; Actinopteri; Lampriformes; Lampridae
Gene: ahsga
Product: alpha-2-HS-glycoprotein 2
Exons: 7
Coding region: 69-1178 (369 amino acids)
Biological process (GO): negative regulation of endopeptidase activity
Cellular component (GO): extracellular region; blood microparticle; extracellular matrix
Molecular function (GO): cysteine-type endopeptidase inhibitor activity
Source: RefSeq, a predicted model, not a curated record